CCACCUUUACUUAAGGCUCAUUAACUCAUAUGACUCAUUGGCCCAUCUCUGCCAAUUGUCACACGACUUGAUGGUUUUCUUUGUUUUCGACGAAGUGCUAAAACAUGUGGCUCAACUUUGGGUUCCAAAACAAAAGAUUUUGAAAAUAAUAUAUCAUAACACAAAGAAAAGAAAGAAAGAUAUAAAGUCAGCUUAAAGCUCUCGCAUGGCGUCUCAAGAUUGUCAUAUGUUAUUGAGCUUCUUUAUAUCUACUUUUUUAAUCACUGUCGUGACCUCGCAAACUCGAUGCCGAAAUUUCAAGUCGAUCAUCAGUUUCGGCGACUCGAUUACUGAUACUGGAAACUUACUCGGCCUCUCUAGUCCUAACGAUCUUCCUGAGUCAGCCUUUCCGCCAUACGGAGAAACCUUCUUCCACCAUCCGUCUGGUCGUUUCUCCGAUGGCCGCCUCAUCAUCGACUUCAUUGCUGAAUUCUUAGGGAUUCCACAUGUGCCUCCGUUUUAUGGAUCUAAAAAUGGAAACUUUGAGAAAGGAGUUAAUUUUGCGGUGGGAGGAGCAACAGCACUAGAAUGUUCUGUUCUUGAGGAGAAAGGAACUCAUUGUUCUCAAAGCAAUAUUAGUUUAGGAAACCAGCUUAAGAGCUUCAAAGAGAGUUUACCAUAUCUUUGUGGCUCCUCAUCACCAGAUUGUAGAGAUAUGAUUGAAAAUGCAUUUAUUCUCAUUGGAGAAAUUGGAGGGAAUGAUUACAACUUCCCAUUAUUUGAUCGCAAGAACAUUGAGGAAGUCAAAGAGCUGGUUCCCCUUGUGAUCACUACUAUUUCUUCGGCGAUCUCGGAGUUGGUUGAUAUGGGAGCAAGAACAUUCCUAGUUCCUGGAAAUUUUCCACUUGGAUGCUCUGUAGCCUAUUUGACGUUAUACGAAACACCAAACAAAGAAGAAUACAAUCCUCUAACAGGAUGUUUGACAUGGCUGAACGACUUUUCAGUAUACCACAACGAGCAGCUUCAAGCAGAACUCAAAAGACUUAGGAAUCUUUACCCUCAUGUCAACAUCAUAUAUGGUGACUACUACAAUACUCUGUUGCGCCUUAUGCAAGAACCAUCCAAAUUCGGGCUCAUGGACAGACCUUUGCCCGCUUGUUGCGGGUUAGGAGGACCAUACAACUUCACCUUUAGUAUAAAAUGUGGGAGUAAAGGAGUUGAAUAUUGUAGUGAUCCUUCGAAGUAUGUGAAUUGGGACGGCAUUCAUAUGACUGAGGCUGCAUACAAAUGGAUAUCCGAGGGCGUACUAACAGGGCCAUAUGCGAUUCCUCCUUUCAAUUGGUCAUGCCUCGACUCUAAGAUUAAGAACAAUGAGUCAUUACACACACAAUAUUCUUUGAUGAACAGCUGAUGCAAGCUUGUCUAAAACAUUGAGAGGCAAGAAAGAUAAUGAGCUAUUAAGAUGUUUUAGUAAUAAUUAAAAAAAAAGAUAAUGAGAAGAACAUAUAUGUUUUUAAAUGUAUUGUAUUGUAUUAUAUUGUUUGGGAGAAAGUGGUUAAGUGGUAGUUGCUAAAUCAUGUGGUAUCUUAGUUGGAUUAGAAUAUUUCAAGAGUUGGAUAGAGAUAAUAAAAGACAUAUUAAACAA
This is a messenger RNA of Arabidopsis thaliana (thale cress), 1624 nucleotides long. Its product is annotated as GDSL-like Lipase/Acylhydrolase superfamily protein. NCBI's taxonomy places the organism in Eukaryota, Viridiplantae, Streptophyta, Magnoliopsida, Brassicales, Brassicaceae. Bases 206 to 1390 code for a protein of 394 amino acids. Gene Ontology annotation, molecular function: hydrolase activity, acting on ester bonds. The record is from RefSeq and is marked reviewed. Gene Ontology annotation, cellular component: extracellular region. The transcript is spliced from 5 exons.